GAUGCUUUAGUUGGUAUUCCACACUCGACCUAGAAGUUAAACCAACUUAGCUGGGCAUCGAUCAAAUUCAAUUGACCAUUGAAUUUUGAUACGAUCGGUCGCGUCGUCUUCUUAGCCAUUCCGCCAAGGAUUACGCACGAAAAGGAUUACCUAACGAAAUCGGGAUUAAUAAAUCAGCAAACCUCCAGUUUGAGUCUAUAGCAGCUGUCCAAAAGUGUACACCAUGAGAAGUGCACUCUACGUCUUGGCGCUCUGCGCUGUGGCGGUGGCCACCACAACGGCCGACACGCAUGUGCGCAAGGUCCGUGCCGCCGACGGGUACUUCUACCCCACGCCGAAGGUGCCGUUCGAUCUUCCCCCUCGCACCACUGAGGCUCCCUACACCCGUCCGCCCACGACGAGGCCUCCGGUGACCCGUCCUCCAACGACGAGGCCUCCGGUGACGCGCGUGCCAGCCACGUACUUGCCUCCUACCAAUAAGCCAGCACCACCGGCCACUACCAGAGUGCCUCCACCACCACCACCGCCAAGGACUCCACCCCCAACAAGGCCACCAACUCGUCCCCCAACCCCUCCACCAACCAGGCCAGCGACUCGUCCACCAGCAACUUAUCUGCCACCCACAAACAAGCCUGCCCCACCGGCAACCACUCGUGUGCCUCCUCCUCCACCACCGCCAAGGACUCCACCCCCAACAAGGCCACCAACUCGUCCCCCAACCCCUCCACCAACCAGGCCAGCGACUCGUCCACCAGCAACUUAUCUGCCACCUACAAACAAGCCUGCCCCACCGGCAACCACUCGUGUGCCUCCUCCUCCACCACCGCCAAGGACACCACCUCCAACAAGGCCACCAACUCGUCCUCCAACGCCUCCCCCAACCAGGCCAGCGACUCGUCCUCCAGCAACUUAUCUGCCACCCACAAACAAGCCUGCCCCACCGGCAACCACUCGUGUGCCUCCUCCUCCACCACCGCCAAGGACUCCACCACCAACAAGGCCACCAACUCGUCCUCCAACCCCUCCCCCAACCAGGCCAGCGACUCGUCCUCCAGCAACUUAUCUGCCACCCACAAACAAGCCAGCACCACCAGCAACCACUCGUGUGCCUCCACCACCUCCUCCGCCAAGGACACCACCUCCAACCAGGCCAGCGACUCGUCCUCCAACUGCACCACCAACACGUGCGUCCACUCCAGCACCAACCUACUUGCCACCCACCAACAAGCCAGCACCUCCAGCAACCACACGACCACCAGUGCGCACCACUCAGCCUCCUACCAGGCCCCCAACUCGCCCACCCACACCGCCUCCAACACGCCCACCAACACCACCACCAACAAGGCCUCCAACUCGCCCACCAACUCCACCUCCAACAUAUCUGCCACCCACUGCUCCCCCAACCACCCGCAGACCUCCACCACCACCCACCAGGCCAGCAACCAAACCCCCAACUAGGGCUACAACUCGAGCAACUACUCCUGCGCCCACUUACUUGCCACCCACAAACAAGCCAGCACCACCAGCUACCACCCGUCCUCCAGUACGCACCACUCAGCCUCCUACCAGGCCACCAACCCGCCCACCCACUCGUCCACCGACUCCUCCACCAACAUACCUCCCACCCACUCCACCACCAACCAGGCCACCAACUCGUCCCCCAACUCCACCACCAACACGGCCACCCACUCCUCCACCAACUAGGCCUCCAACAAGGCCACCUACUCCUCCCCCAACCCGCCAAUCCACUCCUGCACCAACGUACUUGCCCCCCACGAACAAGCCUGCACCACCAGCAACCACCCGUCCUCCAGUACGCACCACUCAGCCUCCUACCAGGCCGCCAACCCGUCCCCCAACCAGGCCACCAACUCGGCCACCCACUCCCCCACCCACAUACCUCCCUCCCACUCCACCACCAACCAGGCCACCCACUCGCCCCCCAACUCCAGUGACCAGACGUACACCACCACCAACUCUGCCCCCGACUCGUCCUCCGACUCGUCCUCCAACCAAGCCCCCAACCAGGGCCACAACUCCCGCACCUACGUACCUGCCACCCACGAACAAGCCAGCACCACCAGCUACUACUCGUCGUACUCCACCCCCCACAGUACGCACUCCACCCCCAACUGUGCGCACUCCACCACCGACUAUCCGCACUCCACCUCCAACGAGGGCUACUAUCCCACCCACAAGACGCCCAUCCAGCACCCCAGCACCUACGUACUUGCCCCCCACAAACAAGCCUGCACCACCAGCAACCACCCGUCCUCCAGUACGCACCACUCAGCCUCCUACCAGGCCACCAACUCGCCCACCCACUCGCCCACCCACUCGUCCACCCACUCCUCCACCAACAUACCUCCCUCCCACUCCACCACCAACCAGGCCACCAACUCGGCCCCCAACUCCACCACCAACUCGUCCCCCGACUCGUCCACCCACUCCUCCCCCAACUCGCCCACCCACCCCACCACCUACUCGUCCUCCAACUAGGCCCCCGACUCGCGCCACUACUCCUGCACCAACCUACCUGCCACCCACAAACAAGCCUGCACCACCAGCAACCACACGUCCCCCAGUACGCACCACCCAGCCACCAACUAGGCCCCCAACUCGUCCACCCACUCGUCCACCCACUCGCCCACCUACUCCCCCACCAACGUACCUGCCCCCCACUCCUCCACCAACCAGGCCACCAACUCGUCCACCAACUCCUCCCCCAACCCGUCCACCCACUCGGCCACCUACCCCUCCCCCAACCCGUCCACCCACUCGCCCGCCCACCACAUACCUGCCGCCCGUCACCACCCGCGUGACCCGUCCACCCACGCCACCACCCACCCGCAAGACCACCAUCUACAUCCCACCCCCGACAAGAGCUAGUGUGCCCCCACAGACGACCAAGCACCAGGGCUACCAGUACCCGAAGCCCAACAUCCCCUUCGACUUCUAGAUCUCGAAGGAGAUCUAAGAGGUCAGAGAGCGUCUCUGGCAGCGCAAUAGCUACUAUAUGUCUAGGGCUAGAUAUUGUAGAUCUAGUCAAUACAGUGUAACGAUACUUCAACGCUUCGGGGGUGCUAGUGCUUGUGAGUGCUAGGAACCACUCGAGGCGCCAGCAAGGACGAAAAUUGUUUGUUUUUUUUUUGUAUUCGUAUUUUUGUAAUUAAUGAAUCGCAUACUCAUACAACUGGGGAUCAUUGUUUCUAUACGGUGUCCCUAUGUUGUACGGCUAAAAGUCUAUCCAACUCUUGCUAUGUUCUACCAACGCUAUCGAUCGACGUGUGUCUGUCUGUUGCCUAUAACAGACAAGCACACAAGCUCAAGACUAUAUAGCUCUAUAUUACGAUUAAAUAAACCUUUAUUCGGAUUGCUGAAAACCUGAACAAUAAAAUAAGAUUUUCGAAUA
Molecule: messenger RNA, 3412 nt
Organism: Drosophila pseudoobscura
Lineage: Eukaryota; Metazoa; Arthropoda; Insecta; Diptera; Drosophilidae
Product: proline-rich extensin-like protein EPR1
Exons: 3
Coding region: 224-2959 (911 amino acids)
Source: RefSeq, a predicted model, not a curated record